This is a messenger RNA of Xiphophorus couchianus (Monterrey platyfish), 5520 nucleotides long. RefSeq names its product sema domain, immunoglobulin domain (Ig), transmembrane domain (TM) and short cytoplasmic domain, (semaphorin) 4C (gene sema4c). Gene Ontology annotation, cellular component: synaptic vesicle membrane; plasma membrane. The transcript has 17 exons. The record is from RefSeq and is a predicted model, not a curated record. Gene Ontology annotation, molecular function: semaphorin receptor binding; chemorepellent activity. Gene Ontology annotation, biological process: positive regulation of cell migration; axon guidance; negative chemotaxis. Lineage: Eukaryota; Metazoa; Chordata; Actinopteri; Cyprinodontiformes; Poeciliidae. Bases 820 to 3405 code for a protein of 861 amino acids.
UGCAGCGCCACGCACCAGCAGCAGCAGCAGCACUCAUCAUUUCUAGCGGAGCCUGGCACAGAGACGCAGCGCUCACAUUUCUCCGUCAGGCUGCUGAAACUUCUGAGACAGAGAGGCGGACAGAUCCUCCUAGCUCGUCCCACUUAGUGGAUUAAAUUCACGCUCUCUCUUCUUUCUUUUUCCUCCUCCUUUUUCUCCCUCCUCCUCCUCCUCCUCCUCCUCUUCCUCCUCUGGGUUUCGUGUUACAAAGCCUUGGGAGGGGAGUUGCGCGUAGAGGAGCCAGUUCUUCUGUGCAGAAACUGAAUGACAGGAUCAUAUGGCACGAUUUGCCUCUUUUAAGUCCAAACAUUUCGUAUCAGAGAGGACACGGGAGAGAGGAACCGCGGACCGAUUCGUCAGAGGUUGAUGGGGGAUGUGGAAUAAUUUAUAAGUCAAAGGGGGAAAAAGAAGAAGAAAGAAACAACAAACGCCAGAUAAAGGAGAGAAGGAGAAGGAUAGCCUGCUGGAUCCGUCGGCUGUGGAGGGGGGGAGGCAGGCAGGACGCAGCGGCUGCGAUCAUCAGCGUAAUAAUAAGGCCAAUGUGACCUUCGUCUGAGUCGAGUGUCGCUGUUCAACACUCACAAAGAAGAACUCCACGGCGAACACGAAAAAAGAGAACGAAAAAAAACAACCAAGAGGAGAUUGAAAGGGAAGCACGGAGGCGCACCGGGGAGGAGGCGAAAAACAAGUAAGAAAAGAAGAAAGCAGCCCGCCGACUCAUCCGUCCCUCUGUCCAUCACCGAGCAACAGAUCCAGAAAACCGGAGCUGACUCGGCAGCCAUGGGUGGGACGAGGGUCUUACUCCUGAUGUUGCUGGUUGGAUGGGAAAGGUCAGCGGCUCUCAACUGGAACCCAGUCCCACGCAAGACCGUUCGAUACCAAGAUGGGCAAGACAGCAUGGCGAGGUUCAGCGUUCAGGGAGUGUUCAACUACAGCAUGCUGACUCUGUCCGACCACGAGAGGGUUCUGUACGUCGGCGCCCGGGAAACUCUGUUCGCCCUGGACCCCAACGACAUCAGCAGACAGCUCCGACCACAGAUCGACUGGCCGGCUCCGCAGGACAAGAAGAGGGAAUGCGUCUCCAAGGGGAAGAACAACCAGACUGAGUGCUUCAACUACAUUCGCUUCCUGCAGAGCUACAACCACACGCACCUCUACACCUGCGGCACCUACGCCUUCCAGCCCAAAUGCAAUUACAUCAAAGCAGACGAUUUUACCCUCAACCCGGCAGCUCUGGAGGAUGGGAAGGGCAAAUGUCCAUAUGACCCUGCCAAAGGCCACACUGGCCUCAUUGUGGAUAAGGAGCUGUACUCAGCGACGCUCAACAACUUCCUGGGUACGGAGCCGGUCAUUCUGAGAAACCUGGGCCAGCAGCAUUACAGCAUGAAGAGUGAAUACUUGCCUGCCUGGCUAAACGAGCCGGACUUCGUGGGUUCGGCCCUGGUGAGGGAGAGCAGCGGCAGCAAAGACGGCGACGACGACAAGAUCUACUUCUUCUUCAGCGAGCGAGCGCUGGAGCUGGACUGCGACACCGAGCUCACCGUGGCCAGAGUGGCCCGUGUCUGCAAGGGUGAUCUGGGCGGGACCAGGACCCUGCAGAAGAAGUGGACCACCUUCCAGAAAGCCCGGCUGGAGUGCUCCCUGCCGGAGCGCCACGUCUCCUUCAACAACCUGCGGGCCGUCUUCACGCUGCCGGGGCCCGACUGGCGGGGGACGACCUUCUACGGCAUCUUUCACGCUCAGUGGGGCGACGUGGACGUGUCGGCCGUGUGCCAGUACCAGAUCGGCGACGUGAAGAAGGUGUUCGAAGGCUCCUACAAGGAAUACAGGGAGGCGUCACAGAGAUGGGGGCGAUACACGGGCGCCACCCCCAGCCCGCGGCCCGGAUCGUGCAUAACUAACUCAGACAGGGAGAACGGCUUCAACAGCUCCCUGCAGCUGCCCGACGCCACGCUCAACUUCGCCAAGAAACACCCACUGAUGGAGGACAAAGCUCUGGGUCGCCCCCUGCUGCUGACCAAGGGCGUCAACUUCACCAAGCUGGCGGUGGACCGGGUCAGCGGCCUGGAUCAGCGGGCGUACAACAUGCUGUUCAUCGGCACAGCUCAGGGCUGGCUCCAGAGGGUGCUCAUCCUGGGCUCCGAGGCCCACGUGAUCGAGGAGAUCCAGCUGUUCGACUCGGCCCAGCCCGUGGACAGCCUGACCAUCUCACACUCCAAGAAGUACUUGUACAUCGGAUCUCGUUCCGAGGUUCUCCAGCUGCCCUUGGCCAACUGCAGCCGCUAUCAGUCUCAGCCAGACUGUCUGCUCGCCAGGGACCCCUACUGCGCUUGGGACAACGAGGGCCGGGCCUGCGUCCGCAUCGACCUCCACCGAGGGUCCACCUCCUCCCUCUCCCAGGACCUCAUGCUGGAUAGGUUUAGCCGUGGAAAAGCCAAGUUUGAUAAGCCUGUCUCCAUCCCCAGUCCUGAGCACUCCCGUUUGAGAAACGUAACGGUGGUCGUUGGGUCCGACAUGGUGCUGCCUUGCCAGCUCGUCUCCAACUUGGCCCAGCCCUUCUGGGUGGUCAACGACCGCGAGCUGCAGCUGGGAGACCCGGAAGCAGGAGGACCUCGCUUUGACCGGACCCUCAGAGCCCUCAUCGUCCCCGAAGCGGGCCAGAUGCAAGCCGGCCGCUACAUCUGCUACUCCGAGGAGCAAGGGGUCAAGUUUCAGACAGAGCGCUACCAGGUGGCAGUCGUCGCCAGCGCCCCGGUGUUCAUGGAAGCCCGGGCGCCGGACAGCAGCAUGGGGCUCUUCUGGGUGUUAGUCAUCACCCUAGGAGCGGCGUGCCUUCUCCUCCUGGUGGCAGCUCUCUACCUGCGCAGGAGGCUGAAGCUGGCAUUAGGGAAGGGUGCUGACAUGAAGCCUCUGGAGAGCACCCUGGUCUACCCCAUUACCCUACCCAAGGAGCCGCCCACCUUCGUGCCCAGCAAGAUGCCGAGCGACGAAGACCGCUUCUGGGAGACGGGCGCCAACUACUACUACUCGGACGGCUCGCUGAAGAUCGUUCCCGGCCACGCCCUGGGCCCCAGCAGCGUCAGCAGCACGGCGUCGCCCAGCGCCAUUCCCGGCCAGCCCAUCCACUCCCCAAGCCGGCUCAGCCUCACCAACAUCCGAGGCUCAGGUAGCAAUGGCUACAUCCGCCUCAACCUGAGCACAGCGGGGGAGGAGAGGGCUAGCGGGCCCGGCGUUGGGGGCGGCGGGCUGGGAGGGCUGGGCGUGGGCGGGAACGACUACUCCAGUCCCUUCAAGGAGGAGCUGAGACGCACCCUACAGCAGAGAAGCGUCCUGCCCGACGCCAACCCAGAGGAGUCGUCCGUCUAGGCCUUUCUCUCCUCCGUCUUUAUUCCCCCCCGAGGUGGAACAAGAAAUUCAACCAAAGCUACCUCGCCUCCUUCCGAGGACGCCUGCUCUCUCUCUGUCUUUUAGCGACACGCUGUCCACUCCCAUGCUCUCUCUCGUCUCACUCUGCCAAUGCCUGUUUGGCUCUCCGUAGACUUCUAUUAGCGCUCAGCAUGUUCAGCACACACACACUCCGCAUACCGUGUUUGCCAACAGUUGCUGUGUUUCGGGCAACACAGAGUCUUGGUUGUGACCGUCUCUGCUUCCACUGUGCAACUGCCACUUGUGUACAUUUUGUAUUUAGAAGACCAAAAAAAAAAAAAGGUGAACACAAAGGAGACCCACCUCAAGCAUGGAACCCCCCCCUGCCCAACAAACGGUGUUAUUUUAUUCUUUCACAUGGGCACAGCUCGUUCUUUUCCUUUGAGCUCAGCCUCUGUUCUGGUACCAGUUAACAACGAGGGCCGACUAACUGAAAAUAUGGAUUAUUUUGUGUGUGGAUGUGUGUGUGUCUGCUUGUGUUCCUUGAGACGCAACUGCUUACUGCACUUAAAAAGCUGGAAGCCUGUCUUUCUUCGUUUUUGUAUUUGUGAGCCAGGAGUGAGAGUGUGAUCCAAAAAAAAAAAUAAAUCUCCAAGCAAGACGACAAUCAUGUCCCCGUGGCAGGAGCUGUGUGUGUGUGGGGGGAGAGGAAGAAAGGAGACAAAAAAUAAAGAGAAAGGAAAUGAGACGGAGGGAUGGAAGUGAGGAGAGUUUCAAAAUGAAGGACAAUCUUUAAAGACUUUUUUCCUGCUCGAUUUUAAUUCUUUUCCUGCUGGAGGACUCCUUCGAUUUCUUCCGAUUUAAUUUAAUGUGACGCUCGGUUUGAAUUGAGACGUUUCCCGUCUCUCUUUCUCUUCGUGGUGCCGUUUUGUUUGACUUCUGGACCACGGCAGUGUUCAAACGGUUUGCUAGUGACUAAUGGCUCACCUCUGUGAACGACAUUACUCGUCGCUCAGUCCCGCACGGUGACCUUCAGAUCCACUCCGCUCCGUGUGACAUUUAUCCGAGUGGCGGCGUGUGACAGACGGGUGUCUGGAUUUGGACCUUUUUUGAACUCUCGUUUCGGUCUUUGGAGAAGAAAGAAAGGCUUUGCUCAUGCAGAGUUGAUUGCGAAUCGAAGCCGACGCGAAGACGAUCGGCGCACAGAAUGUAGUGGAACCCUUAUCGUCGCGACGGCUGUGGAUGUCCCAUGAAAUGCUUUAUUUUAUUUUGUCUUUUUCUCAGUGUUUUGUGAAGAAGGUGGCAACUUGCACUGCCAAGAAGGAGACUACCACUCCGGAUGCAAACACACACUUGUUUUGAUUGUUAAGGAGCCCAGCCAUCCAGGACUACAGAGCGAAUGUGAAGCACCCGUAGAGCCCAUGGAACCCCAAACCCCCGACCUCCCUUCACCGAAGCCUAGAGACUGAGCCGGGGCUACUGUGGACACCUACACUACAAGAACUCACAGUGUUCAAAUGGAGGAAAUGGACCGACAGACUGAUUGCUGCCAUGCUGAUAAACUACUGGCCCCAGGCGGAAAGAUGCCACGAAGAAGUGAAAGUGUUUUUUUUUAUUUAUUUUUGUUUCAUCGUGUAUCUUGUGGAUGUGCCUGUGGAGACCGGAGGAACGCAUGAAGGAGCCGGAAAGUAAAGUACCUUGUGUUGUUCCCACUGUGUACAGAGCGACGGAAAAAAAAAAUAAUCUAAAGAACCCUACGACUGAGGAGGCCGUCAGCCAUCAGCACUUCAUCCUACUGUUGCAUGAUCUUUUCUGCAAGUGGACUGCACACCUUCGAUAAUGAUCAUCCCUGUGCAAAAAGUGAAACAUUUCCAUCCCUUUUUGGACUCUUUUUUUUUUUUCUUUUCCAGGCUCUGACGUUGUGCAAACACUAAAGAUCUCUUGACAAAAAAAAAAAAAAAAGACAAAAAAAUAAAUAAAAAACCAGCAAAAUUUCACGCCUCAAGAGCUGUACAGUAAAUUCAUGGCUGUAUUUCGACAUGUUUACUUUCUCUGUGGCUCUUCACUGUUCCGGAAAGAAAAGAAAAGGAAAAAAAAAAAAAAAACCCAGCCAAA